AUGGACGAGCUGGAACUUGCCCAAGCUGAGGCUGAGUUUGUCCACGCUGGGCUUGCACAACACAGGGCCGACAGGAAAAGAGGUUCAUCCCUCUUGGUGCCGAGACUGCAGUUCAAGCGGCGCCACAGGGCCACACGCCUCUUGGGUUUCAAACCCAAAGCAUUUCAAGCACAGGGCCCAAAAGCAAAGACUGCAAAAACCACAGCCACAAAAAAGGGUGUCAGAAGAGCAGUGGCCAAGUACAAGGCUGGCCAGAAGGCCGCCGGGCGACCCACCAGGCCAGGGAAGGGCGAGUUGAAGGCAAGGCAGUUCGAUCCGAGGGGAAAUGCUCCGAUGAUUGUCACUGGCUCAGAUUGCUCAGGUCUGGACACUGCUACUGCUGCUUUGAAAAUGGCAGGCCUCGAGCCCUGCACGGUGUUCUUGUCUGAGAAAGAUGCCCACACCAGAAAAGUGUUGGAGAGCAAUUAUGCUACUGGUGGAGCUUAUGCAGUCGACGGCAUUGGUGGCUUGCCCCAUGCUGGCAGCAAGCCUCGGAUUUUCAACAACAUCAUGGAUAAACGUGCUGAUGUGCUGCUGCGUGUUCUGCAAACGAUUAAGACCAUUCAGCCCCUGACAUUUGCCUUGGAGAAUGUCAAACCAUUAGCGCGGCACAAGAAGUUCAAGCUCCUCUUUGAUUUCAUUUUGGCUUUCCUACGUUCCAUCGAAGAUGCAAAUGGCAAGAAAGUGAGCGUGUCCAGUUUGCUGGACUGCACAGAUGUCUCUGACUUACACCACGGCGUGGCCACGGAGAAAGGCAAAGCAAGGGUCCAGCAGCACCUGGUGUCAGUCGCCAAAAUGAUCCAGGAUUCCAUCCUGAAGUGUUCUGCCACGAAGGCGUCACAGGAUGCUGUGUGGUGCGCCGAUGUGGGGUGCAGCUUGAAGCGUGGCGCGACAGCCCUGCCUGAAAAGUCACCGACGUUGACGCACAGUCGGUGCAAGUCUGGAGGUCACAUGUUGCUACCCAUGCAGCGGUACAUGACUUUGAAUGAACUUGAAGAACUUCAGGGGUUUCCAGGACGACAUUUACGGAUCCCUACCGGAGUCAGCAAGAAGAAGUAUGCAGGCAUGCUUGGCAACGCUUUCACUGUCAAUGUGAUCGGCAGGGUUGCGUUGAAUUUGCUGAAAAUGGUUGGCAAGGUGCCCCCCGAACAUUUUGACCCAUGGGCAAUGCCGAGCAUGAAGCAUGACUUUGUCGACUACAGCCGCUUCAGUGGAAUGAAGCGCCGCUGCGUGAGGAGAGAUGGUCACACAGGACACAAGGCCCAACUCAUGGAGGAUUUACUGCCAGAGCACAUGGAUGUUGAACAAUGCUUGCAGGACUUCAGGCCAGAGCAGAUCGAGCCUGUGACAGACUUUGGCAAGAAAUGGAAAAGACUUGGGCCCAGAUGGGUGGCACAGUACCCUUGGCUACACUGCACAAGGAACCGAGCUGGAGAAGUGAACAGUGUGUACUGUAAGGCAUGCAAGCUUCAUGGCAAGUUCCACGCUGAGUUUCGAACAGUGUCCUCGUUGCAGAAGGCGCACUUCGAUAAACAUGAGCGAGCUAAGAGCCACAGGAUAGCAGUUUCUGAUCCUGACGUUCGCUUGGCCCUUGUUGCCCCUCCAGUUGCUGCUUUCGUGGAAGCUCUGCGUUUGGUCCGCCAGGGUAAAGCAGGAGGGGCUGAAGGCACCGGAACUUUGAAACGUGACAAGUUGCUCAAAGCUAAGUAUUGCUUGGCUGAAGCUUUAAAGUUUCAAACUCGCAGGGACUUGAGGAGUUGCAAUUGUUUGACUUUGCACUCGGAUGCUUCCACAGGGAAACUACUUUUGCGUGUGCAAGGUUGUGGCCCACAGCUGCGGCCAGUUCAUGCUUUGGUGGGGUGCCAAAAGCUUGAAGACUUUGACUCCCACGGCAUUGCCAAAUGUGUCUUGCUGAUGUUGGCGGAUUUGUGCUCACCAUUCAAGCACAGCGAAUCCUUUGAAACGAGCCAGGCGCUGAAUGAAGAUGUCACCUCCAUGGACAAAGCUUUGUUGGCCCAUCUCUUUGAGAUCACAGAGGUCUUCAACGCAGACGCAGCUGCAGAUGAGCAAUUGGCUGGCCAGAUCCUUGAAUCUGGUAAUAAUAGAUUCCUGGAGGCUUGCCCCGGAACUUGUCCUGCCUUGCUUGAAGCUUUGGAUGUGAACAUGGCUACAUUCUCAGAAGUGUUCCCAAACUUGAAGGUCAUCAACAAAGACAAGCCCCAUGCCGCCCGUAGGAUUGUCAGCCGGACAUGGAAAUGCGACCGUGUCCUCGACCAAAUUGUGAAGAAAGUGUUCAUGGACACCGAUGGCAUUGUGCAACAGAUUCAUUUCUCCGAUGUGUUGCGGUCCAUGUAUGCCCAGAACGUUCGAGCCAUGCAGCUCACCCCCUUGUGGAAUGAGAUUUCGGACAAAUUUUCUGCAGCGAAGCACCGAUUCGAUUCGUGGAGCAUGCCCUUUGCUAAAGUUUGCCUCACGCUAGAUGCUGUGAUCCGAACAGCCCAGUCUGCCCAUGAAGAGAGGAAAAAUGAAAAGGUUGGCCACGCAGCUCGGACAUUCUUAGACCUUCUGUCUGAGAAAACAGGUUUGCUCAUUGGGAUGCUUGCUGAUGCUGGAGAGGAAAAUCUGCAGUUGACCAGGCGCUUGGAUUCUGAGAGAACCACGUCAGGAAGCCUUGCCAUUGCAGUGCAGCAGUUUGUCAUGAAGUUGGAGGUGCUGUUUCUGAAAGGAGCAGUCGUGAAGACUGGCUACACAGCCCACCUUUUGGACCAAUUGCAGAAGCCACGGACGAUAUACAUUGACAAAGUGGCCAAACGGUUCGGUGGCUUGCCCCAGCCGCAGAUGGCGACGGUCGUUUACCGAUGCUUGAAACGCUGUGCUUCCUGGGUGCAGCUAGCGCAGGAAGUGGUCGCAACGGAGUUUCCAGCGUUUGAGAUUUUGCAGUCUAUGUCCAUUUUCCAUUUGGAAUCGUUGAAUGACAAAGUGCACAGAAGAGACGACCACAGGACUGAAGCACGAGAUGUUAGCGAUAAGAUCCACAAAGUGUCAAACGUUUUGUCCUUGGAUGAGUGCGCGCUGUCAAGCCAGUUUGCAGACUACCACCCUGUAGCUCAGCACAAGUUUGAAUCCGCUGCAGACAUGGAACCAGUGAUGGCCUGGAAAGCAGCUUUGGAUACAGUUCUGGAGGACAAGCGAAAUCUCCAGCACCAGCCCCAAGAGGAACUCAGGCAGGCUCUGAGUAGAGCUAUUGGCUGGGGCUGCUCCAGUUCGGGUGUGGAGCAAAACUUUGCAGGUGUCCGAACAUUGACAAAAAACAAAGGAAACAUGACGGAAGUGAACCUGAGGGAUGAAAUUUUCCUCUUGACCACACAAAAUUGGACCGAAACUCAAGACCAGGAGUUGGCAAAGGCUGCUGCGGUGAUUUGGUCUCAACUUUUUGGGACAGUGAAAGCCGCAAGUUCCAAAGACUCAGUCUUAAGAUCUGUAGCAGCGCAGCGUGGGUGGAAGAAAAGGGCCAGAGAAGGCACAUGGCAAGCUUUUCGGAGGCAACGUGCUGCUGCAGUGGCGCAGGAAGUGAAAAAAUGCGGAGAUGACCCGACACCAGGAUUUUUGGUCCACGAAAACGAGCAUUGGACACAAGAACAUGAGAAAGAAACGCAGUUACAAAAAAAAAGGCGUAAAGAACGUGCUUUGGAAGCAGCUGCUCGCAAUGGGCUUACACCGGAAGAAAAACUCAAUGAAAUAGGUCCAGACCAUGAGCAAGCCGUGGAGGACUUCAAAGCUGCGAGAAGUCAGAAAGUGAGAAGCUACUUGGCCCAAAAAAUCCGAGACACAAAGAAAAAAGAGAAAGCUGCGGCAUCAAUUUUUUCUUUGUGCAGUGGCAAGAAAGUUUUGAUUUCAACAAUCCAAGCCGCUCCAAGCCUUGUGCUGGACCAGCACAUGGACAAGUUGGGUGCAAAAUAUCUUCCCUUCUGCGUGCGGACGCGUUUGUUGUUCCAGAUGUCACAGAUCCUGCUGCAGAAACUUUGUGGCACGCAUUCCUUUCCGGAGGUUUGCUCCUCAGCCCUCAAGCGUUUAGUCAUGGCGAGGGACCAGCUGUGA
Messenger RNA from Cladocopium goreaui, 4137 nucleotides. The record is from the annotation of a GenBank genome assembly. Lineage: Eukaryota; Dinophyceae; Suessiales; Symbiodiniaceae.